GUCUACCGUGUCCUUGGCCAGUGGCUGGGUAAUGGUCUCCUGCUUAGCGAUGGCAAAACAUGGCACCAGCGUCGCAAGAUUAUACACCCACCUUCCACUUUUCGAUUCUGGAACAGUUUGUGGAGGUCUUUGAUCAGCAAUCGAAUAUUUGUGUAGAACACUUGGCUCCAUGGGCCAAUGGAGAGACUUUUGAUGUCUAUCGGUUUGUCUGUGCCGCAACUUUGGAUAUCAUCGCGGAAACAGCCAUGGGCACUAAAAUACAUGCUCAGGCCAACGAGAGCACUCCCUAUGCGGAGGCUGUUAAAGAAUGCACUGCUCUGCUGAGCUGGCGCUUUAUGUCAGUUUACCUUCAAGUGGAGCUGCUUUUCGCUCUGACUCAUCCUCACCUGAAGUGGCGUCAAACGCAACUCAUUCGCACCAUGCAUGCCUUCACCAUUAAGGUGAUCGAACAGCGUCGCCAGGCUCUAGAAGAGCAGCGAAAGGAAUCUGGCUCUAACAUAAUGGAAGACGAUGUGGGUUCCAAACGGCGGAUGGCCCUGCUCGAUGUCCUCUUAAUGGCCACUGUGGACGGAAAGCCGCUAACCAAUGAUGAGAUCCGUGAGGAGGUGGACACUUUCAUGUUCGAGGGUCACGAUACCACCACCAGUGCUCUUUCCUUCUGCCUGCACGAGGUGUCGCGUCAUCCGCAGGUGCAGGAGAAGAUGCUAGAGGAGAUCCUGCGAGUGCUGGGCAAUGAUCGCAAUCGACCCAUCACCAUUAGAGAUCUUGGCGAGCUAAAGUACAUGGAAUGCGUCAUCAAGGAGUCACUGAGGAUGUAUCCAUCCGUUCCGAUUGUGGGACGCAAAUUGGAAAAGGACUUCAAGUACACCAAUAGUGUUUACGGAGAUGGAGUACUGCGCGGCACAGAGUUCUUGAUUGGAAUCUAUGCCAUCCAGCGGCAUCCGGACACCUACACCAAUCCGGAUGAGUUUAUUCCCGAGAGGCAUGAAGACGGCAAGCGUGUGGCGCCCUUCAAAAUGAUUCCCUUUAGUGCCGGACCAAGGAACUGUAUUGGCCAAAAGUUUGCCCAGCUGGAGAUGAAGAUGAUGCUGGCCAAGAUUGUCCGAGAGUACGAGCUUCUGCCGAGAGGAGAGCGGGUUGAGUGUGUUGUAAAUAUUGUCCUGCGAUCGGAUACCGGCUUUAAGUUGGGAAUGCGCAAGCGGAACAAUACAUAAGCUUAAGUUUUAUAGGGUUAAAAGAGGGAAUUUCUACUUAUAUUACUAUCUUAGAUACUCAGAAAUAUGUGCUAGGGUUUAAAUUACAAAUUAAGCAUUGAA
Drosophila serrata is the source of this 1316-nucleotide messenger RNA. It is a transcript of the gene Cyp4d8, whose product is annotated as Cytochrome P450 4d8. NCBI's taxonomy places the organism in Eukaryota, Metazoa, Arthropoda, Insecta, Diptera, Drosophilidae. Gene Ontology annotation, molecular function: monooxygenase activity; iron ion binding; oxidoreductase activity, acting on paired donors, with incorporation or reduction of molecular oxygen. The record is from RefSeq and is a predicted model, not a curated record.